CACUCACUCUUCCUCCUCAAGUCCUCCCUUGCAACUCAGGUGAAAAAGGCUAGAGCUUUAGACAACAAUGGCUGCUUUCCCCAACGUUAACUCUGACUCUGGAUUGAAAAAGCUCGAUGAGCAUCUUCUCACACGCAGUUACAUCACUGGUUACCAGGCUUCAAAGGAUGAUAUCACUGUCUUUACUGCUCUUGCAAAGCCCCCAACUUCGCAGUAUGUCAACGCUUCUCGUUGGUACAACCACAUCAAUGCCCUCUUGAGGAUCUCUGGUGUCUCUGCUGAGGGAAGCGGUGUCAUUGUUGAGGGAUCAGCCCCAGUUGCUGAAGAGGCUGUUGCUACUCCUCCUGCAGCUGAUUCUAAGGAUGCUGCUGAUGAGGAAGAUGAUGAUGAUGUUGACCUUUUCGGAGAGGAGACUGAAGAGGAGAAGAAAGCUGCUGAGGAGAGAGCUGCUUCCGUUAAGGCAUCUACUAAGAAGAAGGAAUCUGGAAAGUCAUCUGUUUUGAUUGAUAUCAAGCCAUGGGAUGAUGAGACCGACAUGAAGAAGCUUGAGGAAGCUGUGAGAUCCAUCCAGAUGGAAGGAUUAUUCUGGGGAGCGUCAAAGCUUGUACCAGUCGGUUAUGGUAUCAAGAAGUUGCAGAUUAUGUGCACUAUUGUUGAUGACCUUGUCUCUGUUGACACCAUGAUUGAAGAGCAGCUCACCGUCGAACCAAUCAAUGAGUUUGUCCAGAGCUGUGACAUUGUUGCCUUCAACAAAAUCUGUGAGUUUCAUUAA
Eruca vesicaria subsp. sativa (arugula) is the source of this 772-nucleotide messenger RNA. The record is from the annotation of a GenBank genome assembly. NCBI's taxonomy places the organism in Eukaryota, Viridiplantae, Streptophyta, Magnoliopsida, Brassicales, Brassicaceae.